AUGCCGUCCUCAACCUUUAUUCGGGCGGUCCCCACUACAACCAGGCUCCAUGCUUCUUAUCCUUCUACAAAAGCCUUGAGCCUAGCCCGCUUUCCCAGCCUGCCUCCAGUCACACGAUCUCUUCAACGCCGCUAUCAAACCGUCGGUACUGCAUAUAUACAACCUAAGCCGCGCUCACGUCUUCGUCGCUUCCUCGGAUUUGCAUCCAUAACAACCUUCGCAGUCACUGCCGGAUUUUUGUUAGGCGCCGCCGAAAGGUACCGCAGCCUCAUGACUCUUCCAAUUCCAACAGACGAGGAAACCCUUGUCGCAUUCACCCCUUCCGAUGAGUUGGCGCAGAGUGUUGAAGAGCACAUUCGCAACCACCCCCUCUCCGUAUCGUUGCGGGAGGAUCCUGCCUAUACCGAAUCGCGGCCGUACCUGAAGAUUCCAGAGCAAAUACGUAGCCGCAGUCUCACUGCCGGUACUCUCUCGAACUCGAAAGGCAUUGUUGUCCCGCCAGUUGCAUUCAACAACAAGGAAACCAAUACUUUGGUCACUAUCUUCUACCUUGGCCCAAAUGUCUCCGGCCAUCCAGGCCUUGUCCACGGCGGGUUUCUAGCUACCCUGUUGGACGAGGGCAUGGGACGAUGCGCUUUCCCCGUCUUACCGAAUAAGAUCGGCGUGACUGCGAACUUGAACAUCGACUACCGACGCCCGGCCAUGGCUAACUCCUAUUUUGUCAUGCGCGCGCAGGUAGUGAAGUCGGAAGGCCGCAAGGCCUGGAUUGAGGCCCACAUUGAGACUCUUCCCGAGGAGGGACAGGAGCCCGUUGUGCUUGUUGAAGCCAAAUCGCUGUUUGUAGAGCCGAAACAGGCAGCGGCCCUUGGCGACAAGUUGCACAAGUUUGCCAACUAG
This is a messenger RNA of Aspergillus puulaauensis, 897 nucleotides long. Its product is annotated as PaaI family thioesterase. The record is from RefSeq and is a predicted model, not a curated record. Bases 1 to 897 code for a protein of 298 amino acids. The transcript has 3 exons. Lineage: Eukaryota; Fungi; Ascomycota; Eurotiomycetes; Eurotiales; Aspergillaceae.